Messenger RNA from Mytilus trossulus (common blue mussel), 1944 nucleotides. RefSeq lists its product as uncharacterized. Lineage: Eukaryota; Metazoa; Mollusca; Bivalvia; Mytilida; Mytilidae. Bases 124 to 1824 code for a protein of 566 amino acids. The transcript has 8 exons. Gene Ontology annotation, molecular function: FAD binding; oxidoreductase activity, acting on the CH-OH group of donors, oxygen as acceptor. The record is from RefSeq and is a predicted model, not a curated record.
UGAAACUGGCCAGUAGGAAUAUUCAAUAUUUAAUUUAUGCUAUAAUUGGCGUUUUUUAUGAGACCAUCAAAUACAGAUUGAUUUUACAACAACAUUUGCAUAUCUCUGAGUUUGAAAUACAAUAUGAAUUCUCUAAAAUUAAUGCUUCUGCUUUUAUUCGUGGUGCUUUCAUCGGAGAAUAAACUUAAAGAAAAUGACCACACUAAAAAUCGUAGAGCUGCGGGGGACAAUGUUGCCGAGAUGAACGAAAUUGCAAGAAGUGACGCCGUUUACGCCCGGAUGAGAAGUCAGUUAAGACUGUUGGACUAUUUCAUUGGACCUAAAGGUCCAAGGGUAGAUAUGAGACAGUUUGUUAACUGGGACAAAACUAUCAUAAUUGACCAUUUAUUCUAUGUGAAACCUAAAACGAUCUGGGAAGUUCAAAGAGUUGUAAAGGCAGCGGCCAUGACAGGAAUUCACCUACGGGCAACAGGAGGCGGUCAUACACGUUCUCCAUUGUACCCGGAUGAGGGUCAGAUAUCUAUGGAUGUCAGAGAGUUAGAGCGCCAUGAUGGUCCUCGAAUGGAACUUCACAAACCGAACUCAGAAAGGCCGUAUCAUACCGUCACUGUAAUAACUGGAGUAUUAGAAUAUGAAUUGAAUGAGUUUCUGGUCAAGAAUGGUCUCUCCAUGUUGUCUCAGCCCCUCAUUGUCAACGCCACAGUCGGUGGAAUGGUAGCCUCAUCUACUCAUGGUUCAUCCUGGAGUGCUCCAACUUGGAGUGGUUAUGUGGUGGAGAUGCGCUUAGUAAACGCUCGCGGUCGAUUGCAACGUUUUUCCAAAGAAGAACACCCACAACUUAUGGAGGCACUUAUGUGUAAUCUAGGAAUGAUGGGAGUCAUGUAUGACAUCACAAUCCAAGUCAACGGGACGCUUAUUGCUAAAGUUCAAAAUCAAUAUGUACCGUUAGAAGAUUUGUUCUAUAAUCAAACUAACUUAAAAAACGUAGUGACGUCACAUUUCCUAACGGAAAUAUCUUGGUAUCCAUUCAAUUCUGUGACUCCAGAAGAGGAGGCAGUGUUUAGACAUAAUAAAACAGUUCUAAACUCUUGGACAGUUAGAAGAGACAUUGUAUGGCUAAGAACAAUUGUAUUGGUCAAUACUGUACCUGAUGACCACGUGAUACAAGGUCCAGUCUAUUUACCAACCGGGGGAUCAAUAUCGGGUGGAAAUGAAACAGGAAUACUGAGAGGAAAGGGUGCACUUAACAUAGCAAAGCUGCUUCCGUCGGAGAGUUAUCAUUACUUGGUAGAUGCAUUUCCCACCAUUUUACCGCCAAAGCAUGGAUCGGAAACCAGUGCCGCUUUUGUAUUGAAUAUUGAUAAUUCAUUUUCACGUCCUCUCCGAGCAUUCAAGUUUAUGGCAGAAAAAGUAGAAAACCAAAUUAAAUCUUUAGGAUCCUCUCCAAUGAACGCUUUCCUUCCACGAUUUUUACAAAACAUGGAUUGUUUGUUGUGUUUUGGGAACAACGGGAUUAGGCAAGACGACGAUUCUGGACGUUCUAUGGUGAUUGACUUCCUAGCUCCGCCCACACAGUUCGGAUUUUAUGAUACAGCAGCAGAUUUUGUCCAGCAAUUUCGCCAUGAGAAAAUACGUCCCCAUUGGGCAAAGCGACAUACAGAUAUACCAGGGAUUGUUGAUGUCAUUAAAGAGACCUAUGGUGAAAAUAUAGAGAAAUUUAAUCAACUGAAAUUUGAUUCAGGAAUAGACAAAUGUGGAUUAUUUAUGAAUAGCUAUCUCACCCAAAUAUUUGGUCGUCCUCAAAGUUAUUACAAGUGGUGUUAAAUGUUUGAUAAUUUGAUUAAAUUAAUAUUAAGAAAAUAUUUGUGUAUACCAAACUUCCGGGUACGCACCCUUUUCGAACAGUAUAUUUUAAAUAUUUUUAUUUGAAUCCGGGUCUGAAGA